Saprolegnia parasitica CBS 223.65 is the source of this 3057-nucleotide messenger RNA. RefSeq names its product STE/STE11/CDC15 protein kinase. Gene Ontology annotation, cellular component: cytoplasm. Gene Ontology annotation, molecular function: ATP binding; protein serine/threonine kinase activity. Bases 1 to 3057 code for a protein of 1018 amino acids. The transcript is spliced from 17 exons. Gene Ontology annotation, biological process: protein phosphorylation. The record is from RefSeq and is a predicted model, not a curated record. Lineage: Eukaryota; Oomycota; Saprolegniomycetes; Saprolegniales; Saprolegniaceae.
AUGACGAGGAAGGAGCGCACGGUCGGCGGCCACUACCAGCUCGGGCUCGAGAUCGGGAAGGGCGGGUUCGGCACCGUCUUCAGCGCGCUGGACCUGCGCAACGGGAAGAGCGUCGCGAUCAAGCAGGUAUCGCUCAUCGACAUGGCCAAGGAGGAGCUCGCAGCGAUCGAGUCCGAGAUCAAUCUGCUCCGCAAGCUGCACCACGAGAACAUCGUCAAGUACUACAACACGAUCAAGGAGGACGAUUACCUCUACAUCAUCCUCGAGUACAUGGAGAACGGCUCCCUUGCACAGUUCAUGAAGAAGUUUGGCACGCUAUCCGAGACGCUUGUCGCCAUGUACAUCACGCAGGUGCUCCGCGGCCUCGCGUACCUCCAUGCGCAGGGUGUGCUACACCGCGACGUCAAGGGCGCCAACAUCCUCACGACCAAGGACGGGCUCGUCAAGAUCGCUGACUUUGGCGUCGCGAUCAAGCUCAACGAAGCGCAAAAGUCCAAUUCGGUCGUCGGCUCGCCCUACUGGAUGGCCCCCGAAGUGAUCGAAAUGGCUGGCUGGUCAUCCGCGUCCGAUAUCUGGAGCGUGGGUUGUACCAUCAUUGAGCUCCUGACGCAGAAGCCGCCGUACUUUGAUUUGGCGCCGAUGGCUGCACUAUUUCGCAUCGUUCAGGACGACCAUCCGCCCCUGCCCAAGAACAUUUCACCUGCGCUCCACGACUUCAUCAUGAAGUGCUUUAUGAAGGAGCCGAGACUCCGUCUCUCGGCGGACGAACUUCUCUUGCACCCGUGGGUUUCCCAGAUCCCGCGCAACAAAGUUGAGCAGAGUACGCAAGAGGUCCAAGAGAACGUGACAUCAACCGAUGACCGUGCAGCGGUGCUCAACACGAUUCGUAUGUAUGACAGCUACACGCGUGACUCGUCACAGUCAGCGCUCGAGUCCAUGAAAGAAGAUGACGACGACGAGAACUGGGACAAUGACCUCGAAGAGCCCGCUGCACCACUGCGUCUUCCCACAGGCUCCAAGACUGUGCUGCCCAAGCCCAAGGAUAUUGUUGACGCACAACUCCGCGCCCUUCAUGGUGACAUGGAGUCGCGUCAGCGCAGUGGCUCCGCCCUGACGCCACAAGCCUUUCAGCUCGGUCCGGACGAUGCCGCCGAUCCGUUUUGGGAUGAUGACGAUGAGGCAACGGAAGACGAAAAGUCGCAGUCAUUGUACGGCUCGAUGGUGCUUCCGUCGCUCGACCCCGAUGCAUCCAAGCUCGACCGGUUCCGCGAAGGCAAGGAAGAUACGUUGGACGGUCUCGAAGCCACAAAAGAGAGCGAAACCCAAGCUUUUUGCGCCUCCGGCUCUCUUCUUCCCUGCCAGACGUGCGACAACACGAUGGAUGGCUUUAGUGACAAUCCGUUCGACGACCCGUUCUUUGAUACGUCUGCAAGGGACACGACGUACAAAGCGACGGCCCGCGUCGUGGAGCUACUCUCUCUCCUCGACCCUAGUAUGGAGGACCGCGUAAUCUUGGACGCGUGUCAGCAGCUCCACGACCUUUGCCGAGAAAACCCAAGCCUGCGCCAAGAGCUCGUGUCGCAACCUGGCGUGAUGCCGAACAUCAUGGAAGCGCUAGAAAUGAAAAAGCGCAGCAUCCUCGUCGCUGUUCUCAAAGUCGUCAACAUGCUCGUGCUCGACAACAAAAAGUUUCUGGAGAAUCUUGCGCUCGUUGGGCUCAUUCCUGUCGUCGUCAAGCUCGCCCAGCCAUCGUCAGACACGAAAGCGCUCGUGCGUAUUCAAGUCGCCGCCUUUGUUCAGCAAAGCUGUGCUACGAGCUCGCUGACGCUGCAGAUGUUCAUUGCUUGCGGCGGUCUACCCGUCCUCACAGACUUUUUGAGCGUUCACGAGCUUACGCUGCAGCGAAUUGCGAUCCAGGGCAUCGUCAGUGUCUUUACGCUCCAGACGAUCCCAAAGAACGACACAUGUCGUCUCUUCGUCAAGGUCGGCCUCCUUCGACGGCUCAUCCUCGUGUACAACCAAAUGAUUCUGACGAUCGUACAAGAGUGCAAGUCCUUGGCACGCGAAGCCACGUAUUCGUGGAACGAGCUGCACCAAGUCUGCGACAUUUUGCUUCUCUUUUCCCAAGGCGACGUUGUGGUAAAGGAGCACAUGUGCGAAAUGGCCGUUCUCGAAGGUCUCCUCUAUUCGCUGAACCCGGGCUACGAUGUUGCGAACGAGCCGCAGUACGCUACAGCGAUGGUCAAGGUGCUCAAGUGUAUUCGCAAUCUAAGCAUGGAACCCAACACGCUUGAGAAUCUCGACCGAGCGGGGACGAUUCCGACCCUCGUGCACGUGCUCCAUGACGAGUCAUCUCCUCAAAUCAAGGACAUUCAAAACGUCGUGCUUCACGCAAUGUUUUACCUCUGCCGCAUCAAUCGCAAUCGUCAGACGCACGCGGCGCAAGCAGGCUUAAUUCCGUUCUUGCAACGCGUGACGUUGACGCGCAGUCCCUUGAAGCAGUUUGUGCUGCCCAUCAUUUGUGACAUGGCUCACGCGUCGGCAACUGCCCGCGAGCACCUCUGGGCCUCCGACGGUGUCACCUUCUUUCUCACGCUUCUCAGCGACAAGUUUUGGCAAAUUGACGCCAUGAAGGCGAUUGCCACGUGGCUGGUCCACGACACGGUCAAUGUCGAGAGCAUGCUCCUGGCGCCAGCCCACAUUCAACUGCUAGUUUCUUGCUUUCGCAGCGCGGAACAGCAGUUUGAAAACCUUCUGGAGUCGCUUCUCGAGAUCCUCUCUCGCUCCGUGCGUCUCAAUCAAGCGCUGGGUCGAUCAAGCCUCUUUGUGAUGGAGAUUUUAUACCGGCUAAGCUACCCCAAACCGUUUGUGCGCAAGAACCUGCUCAAGAUGCUCAAGUGCAUCUUCGAGUCGCACACCGCGCCGGUCCAGUUCCUCCUUGAGUACAACCUCCACCCGACCAUUCAUGCGCUCGCGCAAGAAAACAACCAGAUUUUGAUCCAAGAGAUUGCGUCGCAGCUGCUCCAGACGAUCCUCGUCACUGCCGCCGUGUAUUAA